Molecule: messenger RNA, 804 nt
Organism: Paraglomus brasilianum
Lineage: Eukaryota; Fungi; Glomeromycota; Glomeromycetes; Paraglomerales; Paraglomeraceae
Source: the annotation of a GenBank genome assembly
AUGGGCAUACGAGAAACACACACGACUGCUCGGCAGCAGCCACGAGCAGCAAGUCAAAAACCAACAAUACCAAGUAGUAUAACGGAUACGUUAAAGUUAUGCAUAAAGUAUUUCUGGUGCGGCGUUAAAGACGCGUUCGCCUGGCCGUCGAGCUUGAUCGUGGUAUAUAUGUCAAGCACAAUCCGUAAUCGCGCCUUGAAAUGCUUCACUUUGAACGGAGCGAUAUUUCUGGGGAGCAUAUUAUUCUUUAAUCGUGUCGUAUUACCAAUGUUGUAUACACUUCAAGCAAAACCGGAAUCUGGUUAUCAAGAAAAAGGUCUAGAAAAAGGAGAAUUUGAAAUGGAGGGGAAAGUGAAACAUUCCCUGUUUGUGACGGCCAUGCUUGGGUUGUUUGUAAAAUCGGCAUAUCAAUUAUUCUGGAUUUAUCCCGUAUUUUUACUAAGCUUCAUUCUGAACGCAAUAUGGUAUCAACAAAUAGCGGACAAAGCCUACAGUCUAUGUUAUGGACAGCCUGUUGUCCGAAAGAUGUCUUAUUUCAGAAUUCCACGAAUUAUAGCAGAUGAGGUAUAUCGGGCGCUGUUGGUAAUGAAUUAUGUGGCUAUAGCGAUACUGGUGUAUGGCAUACCGUUGAUUGGGCCGGUGGUCUCUUUUAUCUUCUUCUGCUGGAUAUACGCAUUCUACAGCUUUGAAUAUAAAUGGACGGCAGAAGGAUGGAACCUGGAACAACGAAUUAAUUACUUUGAAGAAAGAUGGGCUUACUUUGCUGGAUUCGGUAUGCAAGUUCUACUGCUUAUGCGCGUGUAA